UCAGCGAAGACAACCAACGAACGAAGUUGAUGUGGAUGAAGCACCUUUAGACAACGUCAGGUAAAGGCAAGAAAAGCUCACAAUGCACGGAAUCAAGCGAAGUCGACUUACACCUCAAGCUGCUGAGGCAAAACGUCUGAAAGAGCAGAGCAAGAUUGAAACGUAUCUCGCACUCGAGAAGGACGUCCUUACCAGAAAAUCUGCAAAGGAGUACUCUGAAGAAGCAUUGGGGAAAACUACACAACUGCUUGAUUUGAACCCCGAAUUCUACACUAUUUGGAAUUAUCGCCGAGACAUCUUAUUAUCCCUUUUCCCUGCUUUGACUGCGGAGGAAGUAGUCGGGCGUUUGACAACGGAUUUACGAUUGACGACCGCCUAUCUUCUCGUUCACCCAAAGGUCUACUGGAUAUGGAACCAUCGUAAAUGGUGCUUAGAAACCGUACCGUCAGGACCUGGAAAAUCUCAUGAAUGGAAAGCAAAGUUUUGGGAUGGAGAGUUGAAAUUGGUGGAGAAGAUGCUGGACGCUGAUCCCCGAAACUUCCACGCCUGGGGGUAUAGGCGAUACGUUUUAUCUUCGAUGCCGGUACAGCGGCCAUUAACAGAGGAACUAAAUUACACUCAGUCCAAAAUUGAGUCCAACUUCUCCAACUUUUCAGCAUGGCAUUACAGAACCAAGACGCUAGCGGCUAUUUGGGAAGAAAAUAACUCGAGCCCGGAGGACAUCAAGAAAGCAAAGGACAAGGAGUUUGAACUUGUCACACAAGCUCUGUGGACCGAUCCGGGCGAUCAAAGCGGCUGGCUGUAUCACUCUUGGCUCAUUGGGCAAAAGCCACCAAUUGACGUUCUUCAACGUGAAUUGAAGAAUAUUCAGGAGCUUUACGACAUGGAGCCCGACUCAAAAUGGUGUAUCAAUGCUCUUGCGCAGUAUACUCUUCUUCUUGCUAAGCAACCAUCCAUUGCCCCUGAAGAAGCAUAUAAGCUUCGCAAAGACGCAAAGGAAUUGUACGAGAUACUUAUAGAGGUUGAUGUCGAUCGGAAAGAAAGGUAUAGGGAUAUGGCUGCUUCGUGUACUUGAGAGGGAGUACAUAUGUAUACCAUUUACUGCUGUAUGUUAAGGACACAAGGAGAGGAAAAGCUACAUUCUAAACUUUGUUUGAUGACUGCAGACAAAGCUUUGAAGAGCGGUAUGUGGUCGAUUUCAUUUUCAUCACGCAGCAAGAAGACUCGGUCGCGAAUGGACUCGACGGCUUGCUUCACCCUUGUCAGCAACGGACUUAUGUAUGCGCAUAUGUACCGGGAAAGCUCAGUUCACUCCAUUGCGGAACAGGACAUAGAGGCAAGGCUAGGCUUGUCCCAAUCCUAUUAUGCUUUCACAAAUUCUGUUAGCCUGAUCGAACAGGUUCAAAAAGCAUUGGACUUAUUGUGAAGGAGCGGAAAGACUAUCCCGAUCAUGGCGCCUUCUUUCGAGUUUGAAGUUCUGACGCUUUUAAUUAUGUCUUUCAUGUCCAUGUUACUUGCUCGGUCAAGCGACAACACUUCCUGUUGUGCGCCGGCUUAUCCCGUAUUGUUAUGACUAGCCGUUGUACGUAACCCGGCCGUAUCGG
Cryptococcus deneoformans JEC21 is the source of this 1604-nucleotide messenger RNA. RefSeq names its product RAB-protein geranylgeranyltransferase, putative. Bases 83 to 1075 code for a protein of 330 amino acids. Gene Ontology annotation, biological process: protein geranylgeranylation. The transcript has 8 exons. NCBI's taxonomy places the organism in Eukaryota, Fungi, Basidiomycota, Tremellomycetes, Tremellales, Cryptococcaceae. The record is from RefSeq and is a predicted model, not a curated record. Gene Ontology annotation, cellular component: Rab-protein geranylgeranyltransferase complex; cytoplasm. Gene Ontology annotation, molecular function: Rab geranylgeranyltransferase activity.